CUUAUUUACAGUGGGUUUUGAACGCACCUUUGUCAUGCGCAGACUUCUGCCGGACGUGACGUCACUGUACGGUUUACCAGGUCCUCUCGUUAUCCGUGUGGUGGUAGCUUUAGCCAUCAAAGAUGACUACAGCUGCGAGGCCGACUUUUGAGCCAGCAAGAGGAGGGAGGGGUAAAGGAGAGGGGGAUUUAAGUGCCCUGUCCAAGCAGUAUUCCAGCCGAGAUCUUCCAGGUCACACUAAGAUCAAGUACAGACAACCAACCCAGGAUGCCCCUGAGGAGGUGCGCGCUCGUGACUUCCGCAGGGAGCUCGAGGAGAGAGAGCGUGUUGCUGUACGUGACAAGACCAGAGAAAGGGGACCAAGAGAGCACACCACAUCAUCGUCAUCUUCAUCAUCAUCUUCAAAGAGGCCCAGACUGGAUCAGAUCCCAGCAGCCAACCUUGAUGCUGACGACCCUCUAACUGAUGACGAUGAGGACGAGGACUCUGAGGAGGACAGUGACGAUGAUGACACUGCAGCCCUCCUGGCAGAGCUGGAGAAGAUCAAGAAGGAGCGGGCUGAAGAGCAAGAGCGCAAAGAGCGGGAGCAGAAGGCAGAGGAGGAGAGGAUUCGCAUGGAGAAUAUCUUGAGUGGCAAUCCGUUGAUUAAUUUGGCGGGGCAGCAGCAGCAGCAGCAACAGCAGCAGCAGAUAAGCCAAACUCAGAAUACAUUCAGGGUCAAGAGAAGGUGGGAUGAUGAUGUUGUGUUCAAGAAUUGCGCCAAAGGAGUGGAUGAUGCACGGAAGGAGAAACGCUUUGUGAAUGACACACUGCGCUCUGAGUUUCACAAGAAAUUUAUGGAGAAAUAUGUCAAAUAAAGAACUUUCUGUGUCUUGGUCUUAUUUCUUUAAUUUGUUUCCUUCCUGUUGUCCUCUUUUCCAACAAAAGUAGAUGGCAUUCAAAUACAUUCUGAAUUCAAAUGCAUUGGUGUUUGACCAGAAGAAGACGUUGUAUAUAAAUGAGCUGAUGGCUUACAUACUUUCAGUAAAGCUUAUUCAAACUCCAA
Messenger RNA from Notolabrus celidotus (New Zealand spotty), 1045 nucleotides. It is a transcript of the gene cwc15, whose product is annotated as CWC15 spliceosome associated protein homolog. Bases 123 to 857 code for a protein of 244 amino acids. Gene Ontology annotation, cellular component: catalytic step 2 spliceosome. Lineage: Eukaryota; Metazoa; Chordata; Actinopteri; Labriformes; Labridae. Gene Ontology annotation, biological process: mRNA cis splicing, via spliceosome. The record is from RefSeq and is a predicted model, not a curated record. Gene Ontology annotation, molecular function: RNA binding. The transcript is spliced from 7 exons.